Molecule: messenger RNA, 2407 nt
Organism: Hypomesus transpacificus
Lineage: Eukaryota; Metazoa; Chordata; Actinopteri; Osmeriformes; Osmeridae
Gene: myclb
Product: MYCL proto-oncogene, bHLH transcription factor b
Exons: 3
Coding region: 447-1643 (398 amino acids)
Biological process (GO): regulation of transcription by RNA polymerase II
Molecular function (GO): DNA-binding transcription factor activity, RNA polymerase II-specific; RNA polymerase II cis-regulatory region sequence-specific DNA binding; protein dimerization activity
Source: RefSeq, a predicted model, not a curated record
GGAUCUUUCACUGGCGGGAAAAAAGCCCUGCUUAUCUCGUGUUUCAGACUGCUGACUGAAGCAGCCCCUCCUAUUGGAGUUAUUACAUUUUCUUAAUGAGAAAGUAGCAGACGUUUGACCUCAUCCUAUUUCAGGUAACGUCAGAAACUCGUAACGGCUUUUGCAUAUGUUUCUCUCAAAUUGAGUUUUAUUAGUGACGGGUGGACAGAAAUCUCCAUGCCGUGAAUUGCGCAUUUUACUUCAGUGGAAUAUCCGAACGAACCGGUGAGCGUUUUUUCUUGUCUUGAAUAAAGUUAAGAAUUGAUCACAUGGUACCAAGCGUACAUUGGUGUUACUGGAUAACCCGGUCCGGUUCUCCUUCCCCUUCCAACACAGAGAGAAAGCGAAGAUGAAACGCUGUUGUUUUAAAGAUAUUUCCUCAAUCUAAGUUGUGCUUGUGAAAUUAAAUGCUUGGAAUAAACUCACUAGCACCCCGCUGUGAAAGUCGGGAGAUGGAGUAUGAUCUCUAUCAGCACUACUUCUACGAUGGCCUCGACACGGAGGAGGAUUUGUACAAAUCCACCGCACCGAGCGAGGAUAUGUGGAAGAAGUUCGAGCUGGUGCCCACCCCUCCCAUGUCUCCCACGCGGACUGCGAGCGGGGAUGGCAUGCACUUCUCCCCGGGAGACAAGCUGAGCUGGCUGUCCAAGGUCCUGGGUCAGGACGAAGACUGUGAGGGACUAAACAGACCCAACUCCCACGAACUGUUUGGAAACCUUAGUUCCAUUAUUAUCCAGGACUGUAUGUGGAGUAGUUUUUCCGCCAGUAAGCACUUGCUAAAGGUCAAUGAGCGUCUGGUGUCUGCUGGCCCGCUGCUUCUGCCCCCAGCCCCUCACAACUCCGACACUGCGAGCAAGCAAGUGCAGUGCGCCUCUGUUGACUCGUCACCAGCCAACACCUUGGUGACACACUGUGUUGACCCGGCGGCUGUUCUCACCUUCCCCGCCACCAGCUGCAGAAAACCGGCCUCUUCGGGAUCUGAAUCUCGCUCUGAUUCAUCCGACGACGAGGAGAUCGAUGUGGUGACUGUAGAGAGCAAGCAGAGUCGAAUGCGCUUGCUGAACGGUCGCAAGCCUGUGACCAUCACUGUCCGUGCAGACAUCUGCCCCAAGCGCUUCCACAUGUCGGUUCACCGCCAGCAGCACAACUAUGCCGCCCCGUCCCCCGACAGCGACGCAGAGCCCGAGGAGGAGGAACCCCGGAGCAAACGACCCUGUCUGGAGUCCAGCUACCCCCAGGCCUGCCCUACAGCCUCCUGCUCAGACAGCCCCCAGAGCUCCUCCUGCUCAGACAGCCCCCAGAGCUCCUCCUGCUCAGACAGCCCCCAGAGCUCCGACGCCGAGGACACAGAUCGCCGACGCAACCACAACUUCCUGGAGAGGAAGAGACGGAAUGACCUGCGCUCACGCUUCCUGGCCCUGCGCGACCAGAUCCCGGGCCUGGUGGAGUCGUCCAAGACGCCCAAGGUGGCCAUCCUGACCCAGGCUACAGAGUACCUGCUCCAGCUGCGUACCAGGGAGCGGCACCAGGCCCAGGAGAGGAAGCGGCUCCGCGCACGCAAACAACUGCUGCUCCGCAGGAUCACUGACCUCAAACGCUCCUGAAAGACCUGAACCGACUAUACAGACACAAACUGCCUCAUUCUUGGCUGAACACUUUUACAACUAAAGCAAACUGCCACUUUCUAAAAGCUAAGGACUAAAUAUUAAUGAUACGCCUCAUGUACAAAGCCAUGGACUUCUCCAUUAACAAAAUGCCUUAUUUGUAAAACUAUGGACUUCCUUCAUAAGGUGAAUUUUGUCCAAUGGGGAAAGCUGGAUGUUGCUUCUUUCUGUGUUUCAUGUGUUUCUCCCUUUGCACAUUAGCUCACAGUGAAUGUUGUUAUAAGGAUGUAGAACAACAUGUAGGUGAGGGAAAAUAACUUCCUGAGAUGCAUUUUUUCAGGUCUCGAUAGCUUGUCAGUCUGUGAAUACAUACAACUUUGUUUUCUCUUGAAAUGUCAGGCAUUUCAUCAUUGCACAAUUAAAUUAGUGACAUGAGUAGUCUUGCUGUGUAUAUAGGAAGUGAGUGACGUGAGAUUUUUCUUCACAUGAUUUAUUUUGGUGUACAAAUUGUUCUGUAAAUAAUAGCCUACUGCGCCCUGUGAAGGAGACAAAAUCAAAACUUGUGUAUAAACUUUGCUUUUCUCUGAAACUGGGAAGCAGGGAACAUCUAUUUUGUUUUGUUUUUAAAAAGGAAGGAAAAAACAUAAAGUAGCACUACUGUACUUUAUUGUCACAUGUCACUUUGUGAUGCUGUUUUCAAUGCUUGUUUGUCUUGGGGUGAUAUUAUGGAUACUUCGCCAGAAACAUUAAAUUUUGAUACAAUA